Molecule: messenger RNA, 489 nt
Organism: Ziziphus jujuba (common jujube)
Lineage: Eukaryota; Viridiplantae; Streptophyta; Magnoliopsida; Rosales; Rhamnaceae
Product: ankyrin repeat-containing protein NPR4-like
Exons: 1
Coding region: 1-489 (162 amino acids)
Source: RefSeq, a predicted model, not a curated record
AUGAAAGAGACAGCAACUUCAUGUACUCUUGUUGGUGCACUCAUUGUUACAAUCAUGCUUGCUGCAACGUUCACUGUUCCGGGUGGGAACUAUGAAAGAACUGCUUACCCAAAGUUUCUUGAUGGCAAAACAUUCAUGCUCUUCAUCAUAUCAGAUGCAAUCUCACUUUUCUCUUCCACUACUUCAGUUUUGAUGUUAUUGGGAAUCCUCACUUCCACAUAUGCUGAAGAUGAUUUCCUCAAAUCUUUGGCUAAGAAGCUCAUGAUUGGUCUUGGCAAACUUUUCCUCUCCAUUGCUACAAUGAUGAUAUCUUUCUGUGCUGCUGUUUCCAUGAUGCUUGAUGAUAAGAAAUCUUGGGUUGCGUUUUUAAUCAUUUCUCUGGGCGGUAUUCCAGUCACUUUGUUUGUUUUAAUUCAAUUCCCUCUUCUUAUUGAGAUUUACCUUUCUACUUAUGGACCUAAUAUUCUCAAUAGGAAGCCAUCAAGUUGA